Messenger RNA from Drosophila willistoni, 5812 nucleotides. Its product is annotated as phospholipid-transporting ATPase ABCA3. Gene Ontology annotation, cellular component: intracellular membrane-bounded organelle; membrane. Lineage: Eukaryota; Metazoa; Arthropoda; Insecta; Diptera; Drosophilidae. The coding region runs from base 1 to 5745 and encodes 1914 amino acids. The transcript is spliced from 12 exons. The record is from RefSeq and is a predicted model, not a curated record. Gene Ontology annotation, molecular function: ATP hydrolysis activity; ABC-type transporter activity; ATP binding. Gene Ontology annotation, biological process: lipid transport; transmembrane transport.
AUGCUCUGUUUUUGUGGCCGGUGUUGGCUUUGCUUAUAUUGCUUUAGGAAAUGUGAAAUAUUUGGUCUAUUGGUGAUCAAGAAUUUCCACAAGCAAACGGAAAAUAAACUCACCCUAUUAAUCUCGAUAUUUUUGCCAGUGAUCUUUGCUCUGACAUUGGUGCUCAAUGGCUAUUCGAUUGAAAACGAGCCAGAGAAGAAAUGGAUACAAUACAAUGCCGUGCCUUUGGAUGACAGCUGGAAAAGACUUCUGGAGAAGAUCAAUUGGCGACGCAAUGAAAUGAUCAGAGAGCAAUCAUCAUUUCAGAGCAAUGUGUUUGUACCACAAAUAAUUGUCGGCUAUGCACCCAAUGACACAGUUGCCAUCAAUCGAUUAGUGGAUGUGGCGCUGGGUAAAUUAUCCUUGACAGGCGACCAAAUUGCUGGCUUCGAUAGCUGUGAAACGCUUCGAGUUCGUGCCUCAGCGGAUCAGUAUAUAGCCAGUAUCUGUUUUAAUUACGAUAAAGAGAAGGAUGAAAGCUUGCCCAAUGGUUUGCCACUACAAUUGAAAUUCUCUAUAGUGAUGCCAUCCGAAUUUCGUCUCUAUGAGAGAACUUGGUUGGGCUCUAGCUGGACAAUGGAUCGGAUUUACGAUAAUCGUCAUUUCUUUGGACAAGAUAACAUCAAUGAGAAUGGCGACUGUACUGGAUACGUACGUGAGGGCUUUAUACCCUUGCAAUAUUACGUAAGUAACACUUACUUGGAAAUGUCAGCCAUGACUAAGGCAAAACCAUUGCCAAAAGUCAACUUACGACGUUUCGAUGGGAACCCAAAUAUUGUUUGGUUGUUUGACGAGGGUCUAGACAAAUUGAAUGUAUUGGCCUUGAUUGUUGGAUUUCUAUUUCCGGUAACCCUAUUAGCCAAGCAAAUCGUUGAGGAACGUGAAACGGGUCAAAAUUUUGGUCUACAAAUCAAUAAUAUUACCAUGAGCAUGCAGAAAGCUGCCUGGUAUUUUAAUGGCAUUUGUCAAUUGCUAAUAACCGCCAUUAUGUUGGCCACGAUGCUAAAGCUUAAAUGGAAUGGCCAACGAGCAGCCAUAAGGAAGUGUCCCUUGGAUUUAAUAUUCUUGUUUUUCAUAUCCUAUGUGAUAUCGGCCAUGGGUUUUGUCAUCCUAAUGUCUGCCAUAAUGCGUACCACCAAAAUGACUGUGGCCCUUGUGCCAAUAUGCUGGCUCCUCACCUGUUUACCAUUCCUGUCCGCUCAGACAUUCGGUUCCGAGUGGUCCAAUAUACUAUUCAUGUUAUCAACGAUUCUUCUUUGCAAUGUCUUGUUUAGCCAUGGUCUUAUUAAAUUGUUGCGUUUCGAGGAGUUUCCCACACCAUUGACAACUGAUCAAUAUCUAUAUUCGAAUAUUAUGUGGCACGAGCACACUUUGAUUGUGGUGAUCGGUUACUUCUAUGUACAGACUGUUAUCUAUAUACUGGUCGCCCUCAUUUUGAAUGGAACUAUUUGCCCAUGUUUGAUGAAUACCCUGAAAGGUGAAUAUUUCAGAAAAUUAUGGCAUUGUUGGCGUAGAAUGGUCAAGAAACGUCAGCGUAAACGGCGAAAGGCUCGGGAAAAUGUUGUCAGGCUAAGAGCUGCCGAAUCGCGUAGAAUAUCCGAGAUAACCGAUAAUAGGGAACAAUUCACACGAGAAAUAAUAUUCGUACCUAAGGAUCGCACCGAACUAAAAUCGGCAUCAGCAGUGUCUAUAUCUUCGGCGGGAACAGCCGAUACACUCGUCAAGCAGUCUGACGAGAAGACAGUUGAAGGCGCUGCGCAAGGCAACAGAUUUUGGGCCUGGUGGGACAAAUUUUGGGAAAUUCCUCCUCCUCCUCCUCCACAACCCCCAGCGACGAAUCCUAACGAUGAGGGGCGACGAACUGAAUAUGAAAAGUUUCAGAAAUAUGGCAUUGACACGACAACUGACAAGGAUAAUUAUAGCCCUGACACUGAUCUCAAUUCGUCCCAGGUGGAUGACAUUUUCUCAUCUCCGAUCAUUGAGUUCUCUCAUGUAUGGAAGAAGUAUAGCAAAAGUUAUGUGCUCAAAAAUUUUUCACUCAAAGUAUUUCAAGAUGAAGUUGUUGUCGUUCUGGGUCACAAUGCUAGUGGCAAGACAACUCUGAUGAAAAUACUAUCUGGCGAGAUUCAACCCACAAUCGGCAAAGUCUAUAUCUCUGGCCACAAUGUGGAAAAACACACGACAAAGGCGUUUUCCAAUGUGGGCAUGGCAAUUCAUCAUAUUGAUCUUUUCGGCGAGUUCACAUUGGCCAAUCAUCUGAUGUAUUUUUGCCGAUUGCGUGGCCUGCGACGUCGCCAAUCGCAGACGGAUGUCGAGACUUAUGUGCAAUCACUAGAACUGGAGGAUAUUCGGGAUAAGCCGGUAAAGUCAUUGACAUCCGGCCAGAAGCAACUACUCCAAACAUUGUGCGCAUUUGCCGGACGUACCAGGAUCGUGUUGCUGGACAAACCACUCGAGGGCGUCGAUGAGCAUAAGAUGCGUUUAUUUUUCAAUUUUGUCGCCGAUCAGAGAGCGGAUCGCACAAUAUUCUUGACCACAAACAAUCCAAAGGUAGCCAGCAAUUUGGCUGAUCGUGUGGCCAUAUUGGUAAAGGGAUAUCUGCACUCGUUUGCUACAGAGAAGAGUAUAUUCCAAAGGUACAAGGAUGCCUAUCGUUUGAUGUUUCAUGUUAAGGAAUCUUGUGAUACUAUCAAAUUGAAGAAAUAUCUCACAUACCAUAUACCCAAAAUAGAACUGGAAUCGAACUUAGGCAAUACGUUUGUAUAUCUAAUUAAAUUCAGUGAUUUAAUCAAUAUCGUUCAAUUGUUGGAGCAGUUGCCAACGCGUCUUGAGGACUUGCAAUUGGUUAGCUACCAUUUAAUUGAAUCCAGUCUAGAUAUCAUUAUGUUCAAUGCCCUGACAUAUGAAGGAGUUGUUGGCAAAGAAGGAAGACAAUACGACGCAGAGCACUUUAGAAACAGCAAUCGAAAAUCGGCAUUCAAGACCUUUGCAUCCAAUACGGAGGUCCUGGAAAGUGUAGCUCAAAAGAUUCGACGCAUCGACGAGACCCAUUUGAUGAUUAGAAAGAGUCAACGUUUGGGUGGCAUUCGAUUGAUCCUGGCCCACAUUGGGGAACUGCUUAAGAAGCGUUUUCUCGUCGAUAUCAGACACAGUGUGUUGCCUGCAUUUCAGGUAUUUCUGCCCAUUAUACUGGCCGUCUGGACUCUCAGUGAGCCAUAUUUGAGAUCUGCUCGUCUGGUCUUGCCCACAACGUACUUUAGCUUAAACCAAUAUGAAGCUUCCUCCAUCAGUCUAAUGCAACAAAAUGGCCCACAUACCGAACCCAUCGAUGCAGCCAUUCAACACUAUAUGAAAGAACCGAUUGUCCAUCAAUUGGCUGCUGAUAUCGAUCUUAUGGAAUAUAUACAAAAUUAUAUAUCGAAGAAUUUUAUGUUAACUGACAUGAAAUUUGUAGUUGCUGCCAUUUUUUCUAAUGAUGAAGUGGAGGCGUUGUUCAACUUCGACUUACAUCGCUCUGCGCCGCUAAGCCUGUCCCUGGUCAUGGAUGCCCUAGCCGUUGGCUAUGUGAGUCCCGAAUCAAGAAUCAUUGUGCACAAGGAAACAUUGCCCUACGCCACUAUCCAUAAAAUUGCCCUACAGUCGGGUUUAAGUACUUACGACUUUGUUUUCAAACUCACAAUGUGCUUUUGCUUUUGUUGCAUUUGGGCCCUGCCUAUGCUCAAUAUUAGCCUUAGUCGUGGCUAUCGCUAUGGGCGAAUCGAACUGUUAGCUGGCAUGAGUCAAGGUACUCUAAUGGUGGCCACCCAGAUCUAUGGCUUGUUAAAGGUGUUUGCCGGUCUUGUGCCCAUAAAUGCUGCUCUUAUCAUAUUUCGGUAUAAACUUCUUAUGAAUGUGGAUAACUAUUUAAUCUAUGCGUAUAUAGUCCUAUCUAUCGUCGUGUGUGUUCUAUCGAUUAAUAAUUUCGUUACUAUUUGGAUAAUGGAUGUCCAACUGGGCUAUGUAUUGAUAUUGAUAUUUUACUGUUCAGGCAUAUUGUUGUAUCUACUGUUUUAUGAGUUGAAAACCUUGGAUGCAGAUAAUUUUGCCCUUAUAAUGCUGGAUUUGCACCCAUUGUAUGCCCUGAUGCAUAAUUUGUUUCGUAUGUAUAAAACGUCAUUAACGCGGAAAAUGUGUCGUGAUCGUCAGACAUUUGCCACAAGUGUCUACUUGGAACUAUGUAAGAUUCAACCAAAUUGUUGUGAAAUAAAAUUGCAAAAUUUUCAAUACUCGAAUUAUUUGCUGCCAACUCAUCUGUUAAUAUUGGUAAUGUGGUUUCUGUUCUAUAUUAGACUGAAAUGGAAGUGUCUCAAACAUAAACGAAAGGAUGAGAAACUCGUCCGGGAUAGUGAUCCGGAUAGCAAAUACGAUCAGGAUAUUUUGCAUUUGAAGGAACGCCAAGACUUGGAAAAUACAUGGAUUAAUGAAAAGUCACGUGUCCGUACCCUGGAACGACCGAAUAUCAAAGAUAAAGCGUUGCAUGUGGAAAAUUUGGGAAUGUUUUUUGGCCUAAGAGUUGUGCUUAAGCAUAUAAACUUUAUGCUAGAACGCAAUCAAGUGAUGGCCAUAUUGGGACGAAAUGGCUCCGGUAAAACGGUUCUGUUCAAAGCCAUUUUGGGUAUAUUUCCGACACCAAGUAGCGGGCAUAUAACCAGCUAUCAUAAGGGGACAUAUCAGUUGCAUGAACAUGAGGACUAUAAGCAUUUCGGUUAUAGCGCCCAGGAUGAUGAUAUCAAGGAUGGCCUCACCGUGAUUGAAGCAUUCCAAUUGGUCCUACUCAUACGAGGUGUUAAAAGUGCACAUGUAAAACGAGAGGCUCGAACACUGUGUCAGGUUUUUGAUUUGUAUAAAUUUCGUUUUCAUUCAUUAACCUAUUGCAGUCGCGGAGUGAUGAAACGCUUGAGUAUUGCCAUUGCCAUGAUAGGCUACGCCGGGCUCAUACUACUAGACGAACCGUUCGCCUAUCUGGAUAUUAUAAGCCAACGUGUUCUAUAUUAUCUAAUACAGAAUUUGUGCAGUCAUGGUCGAGCAGUGCUGUAUACCUGUUCCGAUUCGCAUUUCGUCGAGCCGGCCCAUCGUUGUGUGACCCUCAAUCAGUUUGGUCGCAUGGAGGGCAUUGGCGAGCGUUUGCAAUUGCAACAGAAUGUGGCAUAUUCCCACUAUUAUCAGAUUGAAGUGCGUUUCAAUUUGCGUAGUGUGAUGCAACUUGUCUUGGCUCUAGAAACCAACGAUUAUAGCCAAUUCGAUGUGUCCACUAUUGAGCCAGACGAUGUAAAUUCUAUCGACAUCGAAUCUGAAUUGGAAUCUGAAUCGCCCGAUAAGGAAGAUUGGGAAAUCGAGUUCGAUGACUCAGUUGAUUCAAGUAUAUAUCAAUCGAGUCUCGAUCAACCUCGAUGGAAAAGUAAUAAUCGUCUAAAAUAUUGGAUGGUCUAUAGACUUAUUGAGAAUAUCUUUCCUCAUGCCAUUAUUAAAAAGAUGAGUUAUCAAACAGCUUGCUUUUGGCUCUCGAGUAAACAGUAUAGUAUUCCCAAUACCUUGGUCACUCUGCAUAAAAACCGGCAUACAUUCUAUUCGUAUUCGAUAACACCGCCUACAACUGAUUCCAUAUAUCGCAACCUAACGCAUACACAAAGCAAUAGAAAACCAUCUGAUGAAGGACAUUUCAAUUGACGAUUAACUAAAACAUGAAAUGAACUAGCCAAUUCGUUUAUUAAAUAUCUAUAUCUACCUCUUUGAA